Messenger RNA from Carassius gibelio (silver crucian carp), 5047 nucleotides. It is a transcript of the gene st6gal2a, whose product is annotated as ST6 beta-galactosamide alpha-2,6-sialyltranferase 2a. The transcript is spliced from 7 exons. Gene Ontology annotation, molecular function: sialyltransferase activity. The record is from RefSeq and is a predicted model, not a curated record. Bases 443 to 1990 code for a protein of 515 amino acids. Lineage: Eukaryota; Metazoa; Chordata; Actinopteri; Cypriniformes; Cyprinidae.
UCUAUCAGUUACUGGACAAAUGCUAUCUCCCUUUAAAAGCACCACUGGUAAGGAUUUUACAUUCACUAAUCCAUUGUUGGACAGAGAACUGAUGUUCUUAUUUGAGAAGAUGACCACUGAGGAUUUAUUUUCUCCCGCCACACCAGCAAUAGCGUUAUUGUCACAGCCAGCACUGUAAGUGUACUAAAGUUGGAGAAUCCACAUCACUUCUUCUUUCAAACUCUGGAAAAAGUGCACAUCACAAAACCAAAACCAAAUGUCCAGUCUGUGAGUGCUUGUUCUAAGGAAGAGACUCAUGAAAUCCGGAGGCAUCUUUGGGACAGACGAACUGUUUGAGGAUAAAUGGGUUCAAGGAAAUAUGAACUACAGUGAGGCCUCCUGCUGACCCUUCUCCAGUUGGGUCUGGAGUGCAGCGGCGUGUGGCCGAGAGGACUUCUGAAAGAUGAAGUCCAGUCUGAAACAGUGGCGACGGCUGGCCCUCGGCCUCAUGCUGGUCUGGGUGCUGCUGUUCCUGGCGUUCCUCUCCUACUUCAUGGAGUCCCGAGUGGACGACCCACACUCAGCGGCCGCCCUCUCCUAUACGGACACACGCCGCCUGACCUCGUUGCAGGGCAACCCCCGCACCAUUAUGGCCACCCAUUUGGUGCUUGGCACCUCUUCAACCCCCCCAGUCUCCAGCAAUACCCAACAGGAGCAAAGCCUGGAGGAAAAUCCCAGCGCCGACCCCCAGCCCAGUCCGCUCAGCCAGGAGGCCUACCCCUAUCCCGACCCUCAGAGCCUGGCGGCCUGGUCUGCAUUCGGCACCCAGGACCUGGGCUCCAGAUCAGCCGCUGUGAGUCGCAUCCGUGAGAGACAAGAGUAUAAUCAAGAUUCCCGACAACAGGAUGAAGAAGAGGACGAGGAAGAGGUGGUGGGAGGGGAAGAGGAAGAUGAGGAGGAGGCAGAUGACAGCAGGAGGAGGACGACUAAACGGGUGGCUAGGCAUGAAGACUCUGACCCGGAUGAGUACUACGUUCCCAGGUCAAAAUCUGUCGUGCGCAGCCUGUGGAAAGGGAGUUUGUCCGUGGGCAUGCUAAGUCCUCGCCUGCAGACCGCUAUGAAAGACUAUCUGAAUAAUAAUAAACACGGCGUGGCCUACAGGGGGCACCGGAAGGCACAACAGAGCGGCCAACAGGUAUUGUGUGAGCUGAAGAAGGGGGAGAAGGUUCGAACUUUGGAUGGGGCCGAGAUGCCUUUCUUCAAAUUAGGCUGGCAGAAGAUUGUACCUGCCUUACCUUUAAGCCAGCUGUAUGGGCCUGGCUUCCAGACCUGCGCUGUGGUCACCUCUGCUGGAGCCAUGCUUCACUCGGGACUUGGCAAGGAGAUUGACUCCCAUGAUGCAGUGCUGCGCUUUAAUACAGCUCCUACAGAGGGUUAUGAAAGAGACGUUGGGAAUAAAACCACAAUACGCAUCAUCAACUCUCAGAUCCUUGCGCAUCCCAAGCAUCAGUUCAACACAAGCUCAUUGUAUAAGAAUGUAACGCUGGUGGCAUGGGAUCCCGCUCCAUACACCCUCAACCUGCACAAAUGGUACUCCAAUCCAGACUACAACCUGUUCACUCCAUAUAUGAAGCACAGGACUCACUUCCCUAAGCAGCCUUUCUACAUCCUGCACCCGAAAUACAUCUGGCAGUUAUGGGACGUGAUUCAGGCUAACAAUCUGGAGAACAUCCAGCCCAACCCGCCCUCCUCAGGGUUCAUAGGCAUCCUGAUGAUGAUGUCCUUAUGUGAAGAGGUUCAUGUGUACGAGUACAUUCCUUCACUGCGACAGACGGACCUGUGCCACUACCACGAGCGUUACUACGACGCCGCAUGCACUCUGGGUGCGUACCAUCCCCUGCUCUACGAGAAGAUGCUCAUCCAGCGCAUGAACGUCGGGUCCGAGGACGACCUCAAACGGAAAGGCAAGGUCACACUCCCCGGAUUCAAGAACGUCCACUGUGAGCCCUGAACAGAAAGAUGCAAUAACGGCAGAAGAGAUCUGCAGACGACACAGGACUGCACCGAGACUGUUGAGAAAGGACCUUGUUAGAUAAGAAACAAACCUUCUGCUGUAGUUCAUACAAAAAAAAAAUGCUUUUCCUGAGCCUAAGCUUAGAAAAGAUGAUCAGAACAGCAAUAGAUAUGUCAUGAGAAAAGCUUUUUAGGUCUGUGGAUGUUCAUGGUGUUAAAAGCCAUCAGAAAACAGUGUUUGGUUUUUAAUUUAAUUAAAUUAUUUUUAACGGAACUCUGUUUUUCACAGGGUUGAAAGUAUUAGCAGUCAUAAACACUGAAAGCUACACUGUUGGGGUGGAAAAAGCAUUCACACAAAUACAUUUUAGCACAAAGGCUAGAUUUAUUCUCUGACUGAAGAUGAGCUUUAUUAAUCUGUUCACAGAUUUGUUUUCCACAUACUGACAGAUUUGAAAGCUUCUCGCCAUAAUGCUAUGAUUGUUUUUGUAAAUUAGGUGUCGUUUUCUGCUGUAAUAUACCUAGUGCCACAUUCACAAGCCUCUUUGAGAAUAUUUUGCUCUUCCAGAACGUCUCGCUGAACUGUGGCAAAUGAAUCAAUAGUGUUUUCCUACUGUCUAAAUGUUCUUUUAAAACGGGAGUACUUUAAUGUACCUGAUUUUAAAAUCAGCUUAAAGGAGAUUUUGAAUGUGACCAUGGUUAAUUUAACUCUCGUUUUAUACUUUGAAAAACCAGUCUAGACAGGUGGUUUACAGAAAAUGGUUAUUAUUGCUUGUACUAUGGACUCAAUGCAGCACUGUAAAUCUUAUUUGGGACUUUAAGGCUGCUGGCAAUAUAACAAGUGCAGUGGGGAUAUUAUUUGUUAAUUAUAAACUUUAAGGUUUUUAAUAUCUUGUAGCCCCUAAAAUCAAGAAGUCUCCAGCUGGAGUCGUCUUUAAAAGCGAAUGAAUUGUCGUCUUCUCUUAAAUGUACAGUUAAUGCGAUUUCACUUUGUGGUUUGACUUUUCUACAGGAGAGAAAACUUGAAGGUUUAUUUACUCAUGUGCAUUGUUUCAAUGUGUGCCAUUUUAAUUAAGAUCGAACACUUUCACAAGCUGAUUUUUCUGGAGAUCUGGUGAGGGGAGCUAGUGUCCGUUUUAAUCUCUGUUGUAUAUUGUAGACGUAAAACUAGUAAUUGAUGAUUUCACUCAGGAGCUCACGAUACUCUCUCACCAGGGUGAAAUAUUUCAUUUUCCUUCUAGUCCUAUGAUAGGCUGAGAUGUGUAAAGCUAAUAUUUGACCUUUACUUUGUCCUGUUUCCCCAUGUUGGGGGAUUGUAGAUGUUGAGAAACGAAGAGUGACUUUUUUGAACUCUUUUUAUGUGGAAUGCGAAAUUAGGUUUUGGAUGUAAAUAUUUUCUCACUGGUUUAGAGCAGCUGAACCUGCAGUGUGUCGUCGAUGUUGGGCUGGCCGUGGUUGUCGCGCUUGUGUGACCAAUCACAGUCCAUCGCACUUGCCUCCAAUCUGUGACAGUCAGAUAAUUAAAUAGGGUUUUUCUGUUGUUGUUUUUUUCAACACCUUUUUAUUGACAGGAAAAUGGAAAGGAAACGACUUGGGGGAGAACAUAUACACUAGCUACAGUACAUUUGUGGUCAUUUAUAUUUGCUUUUAUUUGUUCUAAAACACUAAAAACCUUAAUAUUGUGAAAUAUUAUUACAACUUAAAAUACCCGUUUUCUAUUUGAAUAGAUUUUUUAAUUUGAUGUAUUCCUGUUGUACAAAGCAGAUUUUUCAGCAUCAUUACUCCAGUCUUCAGUGUCACAUGACUCUUUAGAAAUCAUUCUAAUAUGCUGAUUUGGUGCUCAAAUAAACAUUUCUUAUCAAUAUUGAAAACACCAUUUAUGUGAAAAUGAAAAUGGCAUUACAUUGUGACAUUUUAGCUUUUUUUUUACUGUCACUUGAUCAUUUUAAUGUGUCAUUGCGGGGAAAACAAAAUUUAAACAGCAAUGUACACAACCAUCAGGCCAUGGCUUUGUCUGACAAUAGUUUAUCAGCGUGGCCAAUCGGUCAUGUGACUUACAGAAGGAUUAAAACUCUGCCUUCUACUUUCUCUUUAGUUUUUUUUAAAAGCUUGACGGUGAGAGGCAGAUAUGUGUGUCAUUCCUCUGUGAAUGUGUUUUCAUAAGCCUUUAACAAGAGGUGUUUUUCGGUGGCUCAAUCCCCGUCAAGAGACUAGGUGACUGGCGUUUACAGCCAUUUUAAUAGUAUUAUUUGAAGUGUUAACUGUAAAUAGUUUUUUUUUUUUUUUAUGUCAUGGGAUGAUAUGACUACUUUCGGAGGGUGGGGGGGUGGAUGUACAUUACGGUGCACAGAGCAUGUGACAGAAAGCAGGGCUUGUUAGUCUUCAUGGUAAAUACAUUUACAGUUCUAGAAACCGUAGGAUUUAGCCUGUGAUUGGAAAUGUGAGCUGGGUCUCUAGGUUUAGGUUUUGAGCAUAUAGUCUUUGUAAAAGAAAAGAGUAAAUGCAGUUGAUUUCACUGGCAAACUUCAAUGCUGUGUCGUAGAUGUGCACAGUUACAAUUCAGAGGACUGUGCCAAAUGUGCUGUUUUCCUAAGUGUGUGUGUGUGUUUGUGUGUGUGUGAGAGAGAGAGAAAGAGAAUGUUUGAAUUGUACUACAUUUGUGGUGCUGUGUAUCUGUGCCAACUUUCCUUUCUGCAUUUAAAAAAAUAGACUUUCCUUUUCCAUCUAUUAUUUUUCGUUUCUCCUUCUAUUCCUUUUUCAUUUCAUACAUUUCCUUUAAAUUUCCAUUUUUUUCUAUAAUUCUGCACCACAGCCUCUCUUUUUUCUGUCUGUUAAAGUUAUCUGUGAAAAAUUCUUGAUCUUUAGACUGUAAAUAUCUGCAAUUGUCUUUUACAGGCCAGUUCACUUUCAAAAGCCAUUGGCUGUUUUAUAAUGUUUAUUUCUCCAUAUGUCAAUACACACUUGUUAUUGAAUUCAUUUUUAAACCGCUAAAUGUUUGUGUAUAAUUUUGACCAUUUGUCUCCAUUAAUAAAACCUUGACCUUUACUUGACCCAGUAA